AUGUCUUCAGGUAACCAGUGGCCAGCAGACGAGGACAAAGGCCAGCUGUCCCGGCUGACGAGGAAAUGCAGAGACUCCCCUUUCGUCCCCGUGGGCCUGGCGGGCUUCACGACCGUGGUGUCCUACGGUCUGUACAAGCUAAGGCACAGAAGCGACCAGAAGAUGUCUCUUCAUCUGAUUCACAUGAGAGUGGCUGCCCAGGGAUUUGUUGUUGGAGCUGUGACUAUAGGUGUUCUUUGUUCUAUGUAUAAGGAUUAUGUGAGACCUCAGUUCUUCAGUGUGUCCAAGAAAUAAGGCUCUAUGCUGGAAGCAAGAGGCUCCUGCAGACGUCACCAUGCAGAAGGAAUUUUCUAUGUGGGACAAAUGAUAUUGAAGAGGCAAGAAAAGUCUCAGCAUUUUUAAGAAGUUGAUUUGCAAGUCAACAAUUUCAGUCCACUCAGAAAUAUCUUUUGUAGGUAUCUUUCAGAUCCUGGGAUAAUGACUUUCUGAUUUAAUUUUCUUUUAAUCUUCUAG
Ochotona curzoniae (black-lipped pika) is the source of this 513-nucleotide messenger RNA. It is a transcript of the gene HIGD1C, whose product is annotated as HIG1 hypoxia inducible domain family member 1C. The coding region runs from base 1 to 294 and encodes 97 amino acids. NCBI's taxonomy places the organism in Eukaryota, Metazoa, Chordata, Mammalia, Lagomorpha, Ochotonidae. Gene Ontology annotation, biological process: mitochondrial respirasome assembly. The transcript has 3 exons. The record is from RefSeq and is a predicted model, not a curated record. Gene Ontology annotation, cellular component: mitochondrion.